This is a messenger RNA of Ilex paraguariensis (yerba mate), 1083 nucleotides long. Lineage: Eukaryota; Viridiplantae; Streptophyta; Magnoliopsida; Aquifoliales; Aquifoliaceae. The record is from the annotation of a GenBank genome assembly.
AUGUUUGUUGAAUUGUUUCAAGAUCUGAACUCCGGGCAACAAGCUGCGAAGUAUCUGUAUGGAACACACCGUGAUGCUCGGGUUUACAGAAGAAAGGCAGUGGAGAACUACACUCAUUUGUGCACCAUCUUUGGCAACUGUCUUGCUAAUGGAUUCAUUACAAGAACUGCUGAUGACACAGUGCAUAGUUUGGCUGCUGAGUUAGGUGUGGAAGCUAUUGAUGCCUCUCCCACAGAGUGUCAGGACAGCAUGAAGGAUCAAGCAAAGAACAUGAGAUGGACAAAUGAAAUGGACCGUUGUCUCAGUAAGAUUCUUGUAAAGCAAAUAAAAUUGGGGAACAAAAGUAAGUCUGAGAAUAAAUUUAAGACUGCAGCGUAUGUUGCAGCAGUUUCAGCUUUAAAUAAAAGGUUUCAGCUUGACUUCACAAAAGACCAUGUCAAGAAUCGAAUUAAAACAUGGAAGAAAUUCUAUGGCAGUGUUAAGGGGCUCCUUGAGCAGGGUGAUUUUAGAUGGGAUGAGACACGAAAGAUGGUCACUGCAGAUGCUUCUGUAUGGCAUAGCUACAUUAAGAAAAAUCCAAACGUGAGGCUUCUUCAAGGACGGGUCAUUGAGAACUAUGAUGAUUUGUGCGUUGUCAUUGGUAAUGAUGACCCAAUUCUAAGUUCUGGAAAUGAUACUGAAACUGACUUGUAUUGUGAUGCUGACAACAGUGUGGAGGCCGAAUUGGCAUAUCAAAAUCAGAGUGAUUGUGCAAAAGAGAAGGGGAAGUGCAGCUUAUGGACUCAUGAGAUGGACCUUUGCUUAACUGAGAAACUUAUUGAGCAAGUGAAGCUGGGGAAUAAGCUUGAGAGGAAUUUUAGGCCAGUGGCAUAUGCAGCUGCUCUUAAUGCUUUAAAUGAAAAUUUCGCACUUGAUUUAACAAUGGACGAAAUUAGGAGGCGUGUAAAAACAUGGAAGAAACUUUAUGGAACGAUAAAGGAGCUCCUUUCCAAUAGAGGAUUUACAUGGGAUGAGAGACAAAAUAUGGUUGUUGCAAAUGACACCACAUGGAAUGAAUACAUCAAGGUACAUUUUGUGUACUGA